This is a messenger RNA of Scutellospora calospora, 348 nucleotides long. The record is from the annotation of a GenBank genome assembly. Lineage: Eukaryota; Fungi; Glomeromycota; Glomeromycetes; Diversisporales; Gigasporaceae.
GCCUUUUAGCCAUUGGAUUUGAGAAAUAUGGAUCUGAGAAAGAAUUACUUAAAAAUCUAAUUAAACAUCUAUAUGAUGUGUAUAUCAAAAUUAAUAAAAGAUUUAAAAAUCUUAGUAUAGAAAGAUACAAAGAUACUUACGCUUAUUUUAAUGUUAAUUUUGACAUUUAUUCUGGUGAAUCACAAAUUAGUAAUGAAAGAAUCUCUCUUGUAUUAAAAAUACUCAAGGAGAAAAAUAUUGCUAUGAAAUCAAAUAGUACAAUAAUUGUAAAUUUAGGUGAAUAUAAAUUAGAUAUUGCGAUAAUUCAAAAGAAUGAUAGUAUAACCUUAUAUAUUACUCAGGAUAUUG